UCGGGACAGGACUGACCUUUCCUCCGCGGUCAUACCGAGAGAAAGAGAGCGGAACAUACAUCAGCAGCCAAUCUCGAAUUUUACCUAUCAGCUACAACAUCAAAGUAACAGCGCGGCGGUAUUAUAACGUCACAAUUGCACAGCGUCAUAGUGGCAACAGAGCUGCGCUGAGACGGACUGUAGCCGGAGCACACCGCCGGUGAUGAGGAUUGUUGCGUGCCUGCCGCAUCUCUCUCGGAUCGUGCAGAGAAAGCGGGCUGUUUCUGCACAGAGAGUUUACUAAGACGCAAGGAAGGAGCAAAGAAAAUAAGAAAGCUGUUGUUCGGGGGUGGAAUGAACCUGUUCAGUGCCAUGUUCCUCCUGCUGAUGUUAGCCUGCAUUCCGUGUGAGGCCCUGUACCCGAGCCCAGAGGAGGGCUGGCAGAUCUACAGUUCUGCGCAGGAUGCUGACGGAAAAUGUAUCUGCACGGUGGUGGCUCCGGCCCAGAACAUGUGUAACCGAGACCCACGGAGCAGACAGCUUCGCCAGCUCAUGGAGAAAGUCCAGAACAUCACUCAGUCCAUGGAGGUGCUUGAUUUGAGGACGUAUCGAGACCUGCAGUACGUCAGGGACACGGAAAACCUCAUGAAAACGGUGGACGGAAAAUUGAAGACAGCUUCCGAUAACCCUCGCAGCGUCAACCCCAAGAGCUUUCAGGACCUCAAAGACAAGGUGACUCAGUUGCUCCCCCUGCUGCCAGUGUUAGAACAAUACAAAACAGAUGCACAAAUGAUCCUGCGACUGAGAGAGGAGGUGAGGAACCUGACGCUGGUGCUCAUGGCCAUUCAGGAGGAGAUGGGAGCCUACGACUAUGAGGAACUCCGACAAAGAGUGCUGCUGUUAGAGACACGCCUCCACUCCUGCAUGCAAAAACUGGGAUGCGGGAAGCUGACUGGUGUCAGUAAUCCCAUUACUAUCCGUGCAUCGGGCUCUAGGUUUGGUUCCUGGAUGACAGACACCAUGAUCCCCAGCUCUGAUAAUCGGGUGUGGUCGAUGGACGGCUACUUUAAAGGCAGGCGUGUGCUGGAGUAUCGCACCAUGAACGACUUUAUGAAGGGCCAGAAUUUCGUGCAGCACAUGCUGCCUCACCCCUGGGCCGGCACUGGUCACGUGGUCUACAACGGCUCCCUUUACUACAACAAGUACCAAAGUAACAUCCUGAUCAAGUACCACUUCCGGUCACGCAGCGUCCUGGUGCAGCGCAGCCUGAGCGGCGCCGGAUACAACAACACCUUCCCGUACUCCUGGGGUGGCUCAUCCGAUAUCGACCUAAUGGCUGACGAGAACGGCCUGUGGGCCGUUUACACCACCAUCGCCAACGCCGGCAACAUUGUCAUCAGCCGGCUGCAGCCUGAGAGUUUGGAGGUGCUGCAGACCUGGGACACAGGCUUCCCCAAGCGCAGUGCUGGCGAGUCCUUCAUGAUCUGCGGCACGCUCUACGUGACCAACUCACACCUGGCCGGCGCCAAGAUCUACUUUGCCUACUACACCAACACGUCGACCUAUGAGUAUACGGACAUUCCGUUCCACAACCAGUACUCGCAUAUCUCCAUGAUGGACUACAACCCACGUGAGCGAGUUCUUUAUACCUGGAACAACGGCCACCAGGUGUUCUACAACGUCACGCUGUUCCAGGUCAUCAAGACGUCCGACGACUGAGGCUCUCGUACGAACACAUCCAGCAAACAUUCGACUGCAUUACAUACUUACAAAUGCGUGUAUACAUACGUACAAAAAACUGACGUAGACUAGAAGGACAUGACUGGGUGUAGAUGUUUUUUAUUUUUACAUCUUCAUAGAGUGCUAUUAUUCACAUAACAUCCCCAAACCGGCACACCGCCAGCAACGUUGGUGCUGAUAUAUGGACCGAGCUUUUGCUUUUUCAUUUCUGUACUGAGUGAGCAUGACACUUCUUUUUAUUUGUGAACAGAAAAAAAGAAUAAAUGUUGACCUUUAA
This is a messenger RNA of Trichomycterus rosablanca, 1996 nucleotides long. It is a transcript of the gene olfm2a, whose product is annotated as olfactomedin 2a. The transcript has 6 exons. Gene Ontology annotation, biological process: signal transduction. NCBI's taxonomy places the organism in Eukaryota, Metazoa, Chordata, Actinopteri, Siluriformes, Trichomycteridae. The record is from RefSeq and is a predicted model, not a curated record. The coding region runs from base 334 to 1698 and encodes 454 amino acids.